Messenger RNA from Durio zibethinus, 1870 nucleotides. NCBI's taxonomy places the organism in Eukaryota, Viridiplantae, Streptophyta, Magnoliopsida, Malvales, Malvaceae. The record is from RefSeq and is a predicted model, not a curated record.
CUCUUUUUAUAGAUACUAGUAUUAGAAAAAUAAUAAUAAUAAUAAUAAUUCGCUGAGCGUGCCGCAAUCAUACACCUCAAUUGUUGCUAGGAUGUGACGCUCAAUUAGACAUUCCAACCGCUGAGACAUCAGUUGGUUAGAGUUUUCCUUAAAGCAAUAUUUAUUAUAGUCAAUUCCGAAUUGUGAAAAGGGUAAGAAUCAUGAAGGGAUUGAAUUGUAGCCACAAAGAUUGUCCAAACCGAACAACCUCUAGGAUAGUAACAAAAGGCAAAAGUUGGAACUCCACGGCAGUAAACAGCGCACGCACGCAAACCGCAUAGCAUCUCUACUGUUUACACAUUACCAAUGUGGUUUGCUCUGCUUCUUGUUCUUCUCCCUCUGCUGCUUCUCCUGAAAAAGGAUAGAAAAUUUGUUCCACCAAGUCCUCCUAAGCUUCCAAUUUUAGGCAAUUUGCACCAGCUUGGUAUUUUGCCUCAUAGCUCCUUGCGAGAUCUCUCCAGCAAAUACGGUCCAGUAAUGCUUCUUCAUCUCGGUCGUCUACCAACAGUGGUAAUCUCUUCCGCUGAGGCUGCAAGAAUGGUGUUAAAGAAUCAUGAUCUUAACUGUUGCACCAGACCUUCCUUAGUUGCCCUUGGAAGACUCUCCUACAAUUAUUUGGACAUAUCUUUUUCACCAUACGGUGAUUAUUGGAGACAGCUGAGGAAACUAUGUGUUGUUGAACUCUUUAGUGUGAAGAGGGUUCAAUCGUAUCGAUUCAUUCGCGAGGAAGAGGUUGUUUCACUGAUCCAUUCAAUAUCACCCUUUGGCAGUAGCAGUCCUGUUAAUCUCACGGAAAAGUUGUUUUCUUUCACGGCCAGUAUAAUUGUCAGGAUGGCCUUUGGUAAAACUUUUCAACAAAGUGGUUUCAACAAUAUUAAUGACAGAUUUGAAGAAAUGGUUCGAGAAGCCAUGGGUGUUCUGGGAAGUUUCUCUGCAUCUGAAUACUUUCCUUAUGUGGGUUGGAUCGUUGACAGACUUACUGGUCUUCACGGAAGAAUUGAGAGGAUAUUCCAUAAAUUGGAUGGUCUUUUCGAGCAAGUAAUUGAUGACCAUCUCAACCCUGGGCGGACAAGACCUGAUGGUCAUGAAGACAUCGUUGAAGUGUUACUCAGAAUACAGAAGGAUGGAAUUGAAUUCGGUGAAGCUCCUCUCACUAAAAACGGCAUUAAAGCUGUCAUCAUGGUAAGAUUAUUUUUAGCUGGAGUAGACACAAAUGCAGCCACUGUCAACUGGGCAAUGGCGGAGCUUGCUAGGAAUCCGAGAGUCAUGAAGAAAACACAAGAUGAAGUCAGAACUUUUGCAGGUAAAAAUGGUAGAGUUACCGAAGACGAGAUUGAUCAGCUUCAAUACCUCAAGAUGGUGGUGAAAGAAACUCUGAGAUUGCACCCUCCGGCCGCACUGUUACUUCCUCGAGAAACCAUGUCUUAUUUUAGAAUCAACGGUUACGAUAUUCAUCCCAAAACACUGAUACAAGUUAAUGUUUGGGCAAUCUGUCGAGAUCCAAGGUACUGGCAGAACGCAGAAGAUUUCUUCCCAGAAAGGUUUAGUGACAGCUCCAUUGAUUUUAGAGGCCAACAUUUUCAGUUUUUGCCAUUUGGUGGAGGUCGAAGAAGCUGCCCCGGGAUGAAUUUGGCAACAAGAAUAGUGGAGCUUGCACUCGCAAAUCUCUUGCUUUGUUUUGAUUGGAAAAUACCCCUUGGAAUGAAGGGGAAGCUGGUUAUUGACAUGGAAGAGGCGGCUGGUCCAAGUCUUACGGUUUCCAAGAAAACGGCCCUCCACCUAGUGCCAGUUGAUAGGCGAUCACUGGAAGAUCAUAUGGAGUGAAGGAUAG